AUGUGCCAAGUGAGGAAAAGGCACGCCUUCCUGCUCUUUUUCCUGAUUAGCAGCCUCUUCAUUUGGGAGGAACAAAGUGGAAAGAGAGUAAACUCAUUUUCGGGGGUGUCCCCCCUGGGGGGGAGGCGCACCUUCUUCAUUGGCGGGCCCCUGCAGAGGGAGGACCUGGGGAGGGGAAGUGGAGCCCCACGCACCAGACAAACCCUCGACGGAGCGCAGAAAAGGCACUUCCAGGCGGACGGGGCAUUGGGCACCAGGCGGGGCGCACACAAUGGCAGGCUCUUCUACAGCGUGGGGAGCCCAUCCCGUGAGAGGAGCUUGGAAAAUGGGCUAGCUGAUCGGCGAGAUGGAAGGGUAGCUGGACUAUCUGCGCGGCCAGGUGUGCACUCGUCUGCGCGUACCCCCCCCCUGCGCAUGAGCGACGAGGAGUAUACGAUAAACUCGGACGACUACACGGAGAAGGCCUGGGAAGCGAUAACCACGCUCAAUAAAAUUGGAGAGAAGUAUGAAUCCGCCUAUGUAGAAGCGGAGAUGCUGCUUCUCGCGCUGCUGAAGGAUGGGCCGGAAGGAUUGGCACAGAGAAUCCUGAAAGAGAGUGGCAUCGAUACAGAUCUCCUCGUCCAAGAAAUCGAUGAGUAUCUGAAGAAGCAACCUAAAAUGCCUAGCGGAUUUGGAGAGCAGAAAAUUCUAGGGAGGACCUUACAGGCAGUAUUAGGGACAAGUAAAAGGUUGAAAAAGGAGUUCAAUGAUGAGUACAUAUCGAUAGAACAUCUCCUCUUGGGUAUCAUCGCAGAAGACUCCAAGUUCACUCGCCCCUGGUUGAUGAAGUACAAUGUGAAUUAUGAGAAAGUGAAGAAAGCAACAGAGAGAGUUCGAGGGAAGAAGAAGGUGACUUCUAAAACACCAGAGAUGACGUAUCAAGCGUUGGAAAAAUAUAGUCGUGAUCUGACUGCUUUGGCUAGAGCAGGGAAGUUAGAUCCUGUUAUUGGCAGAGAUACCGAAAUUAGGAGAGCGAUUCAGAUUCUAUCUAGGAGGACAAAGAAUAACCCUAUCCUUUUAGGAGACCCAGGGGUCGGAAAAACGGCAAUCGUGGAAGGAUUGGCUAUAAAGAUUGUCCAAGGAGAUGUACCCGAUUCGUUGAAGGGACGAAAGUUAGUCUCUCUCGAUCUGUCUUCUCUAAUCGCCGGAGCAAAGUACAGAGGAGAUUUCGAAGAGAGACUCAAGGCUAUACUGAAAGAAGUACAAGACGCUGAAGGGCAGGUUGUCAUGUUUAUCGACGAAAUUCACACAGUGGUCGGGGCAGGAGCAGUGGCGGAAGGAGCUCUAGAUGCAGGGAAUAUACUGAAGCCUAUGCUCGCUAGAGGAGAGUUAAGAUGCAUUGGUGCAACGACAGUCAGUGAGUAUAGACAGUUUAUAGAAAAAGACAAAGCUCUGGAGAGGAGAUUCCAACAAAUAUUGGUAGAACAACCCAGUGUCGAUGAAGCCAUUAGCAUAUUAAGAGGACUAAAAGAAAGAUACGAGGUGCACCAUGGGGUGCGUAUUUUAGACUCUGCACUUAUUCAAGCUGCUGUUCUGUCGGACCGAUACAUCAGUUACCGAUUCCUUCCCGAUAAGGCCAUCGAUCUCAUCGACGAGGCGGCGUCAAAUCUGAAAAUUCAGCUGUCGAGUAAGCCCAUCCAAUUGGACAACAUCGAGAAGCAGCUCGUGCAGCUCGAAAUGGAGAAAAUAUCCAUCCUGGGAGAUAACCCCCGGGGCGGCGGACCCCACACCGUGAGGAGCAGCGCAGCAAGCAGUGGCAGCCAUAGUGCUACACAGGGCGGCCCCACUACGCAGGGAGAGGACCCCCCCGUGGACUACUCCCAGAGCCCAAAUUUUCUGAAAAAAAAAAUCAACGAAAAGGAAAUCAACCGACUGAAGAUGAUAGAUCACAUCAUGAGUCAGCUGAGGAAGGAGCAGAAGAGUAUCCUCGAAUCCUGGACGUCUGAAAAGAGUUAUGUGGAUAAUAUCCGGGCGAUAAAGGAACGAAUCGACGUGGUCAAGAUAGAAAUCGAAAAAGCGGAGAGGUACUUUGAUCUAAAUAGAGCCGCUGAGUUAAGGUUCGAAACUUUGCCUGACCUGGAAAAGCAGCUCAAAAAGGCAGAGGAUAACUACCUGAACGACAUUCCAGAAAGAAGUCGUAUGCUCAAGGAUGAAGUGACCAGUGAAGACAUCAUGCAUAUCAUAAGUCUCUCCACGGGAAUACGAUUAAAUAAGUUGCAAAAAUCUGAGAAAGAAAAGAUUCUAAAUCUGGAGAACGAAUUGCAUAAGCAGAUCAUCGGACAGGAUGAUGCUGUGCGCAUUGUCUCCAAAGCGGUGCAACGGUCCAGAGUAGGGAUGAAUGAUCCCAAGAGGCCUAUAGCCUCGCUGAUGUUUUUAGGCCCUACAGGGGUAGGAAAGACGGAGCUGUCAAAAGUAUUAGCGGAUGUUCUAUUUGACACCCCAGAUGCAGUCAUCCAUUUUGACAUGUCGGAAUAUAUGGAGAAACACUCCAUAAGUAAGCUUAUCGGAGCUGCCCCUGGUUAUGUCGGAUAUGAGCAAGGAGGUCUCCUAACAGACGCAGUGAGGAAGAAACCCUACUCCAUUAUCCUAUUUGACGAAAUUGAGAAGGCACAUCCAGAUGUCUACAAUCUGUUAUUACGUGUGAUUGAGGAAGGGAAGUUAACUGAUACGAAAGGGAACCUUGCCAAUUUUAGGAAUACCAUCAUCAUCUUCACCUCUAACCUGGGCAGUCAGAGCAUCCUAGAUCUUGCGAACGAUCCAAACAAGAAAGAGAAAAUAAAAGAGCAGGUAAUGAAGUCAGUAAGGGAAACAUUCCGUCCUGAAUUCUACAAUAGAAUCGAUGACCAUGUUAUCUUCGAUAGUCUCUCCAAGAAGGAACUCAAACAGAUUGCUACCAUAGAGAUUGAGAAAGUGGCGAACCGACUCAUUGACAAAAAUUUUAAGAUCUCCAUCGAUGAUGCCGUUUUUUCCUACAUUGUCGAUAAGGCAUAUGACCCUGCCUUUGGCGCCAGGCCUCUCAAAAGAGUCAUACAGUCCGAAAUUGAGACGGAGAUUGCCGUCCGCAUUCUGAACGAGACCUUCGUGGAGAAUGACACCAUCCGGGUGAGUCUCAAGGACGGCACGCUGCACUUCGCCAAGGGGUAA
This is a messenger RNA of Plasmodium inui San Antonio 1, 3183 nucleotides long. Its product is annotated as ATP-dependent Clp protease ATP-binding subunit ClpB. The transcript has a single exon. The record is from RefSeq and is a predicted model, not a curated record. Gene Ontology annotation, cellular component: cytoplasm. Gene Ontology annotation, molecular function: ATP hydrolysis activity; ATP binding. Gene Ontology annotation, biological process: cellular response to heat. The coding region runs from base 1 to 3183 and encodes 1060 amino acids. Lineage: Eukaryota; Apicomplexa; Aconoidasida; Haemosporida; Plasmodiidae.